CCCCCCCCACCCGGACCGCAAGGACUUCGCUUCCAAUUGGCUGCGCUAAAGAUGGCGGAUCCGAAGCCCCAGGUUCCUCCUCCCUACGGGAUGGAGGCGUACGACCUGGGAGCGCUCAACGACGAGCAGGAGGAGAAGCUCUGGCACUUCAAGAUACAUACUCGAAUUGCUAAUGAAUAUUACUUGAGGAACCACCCAGAAGUGGAGAUGCUGCUGAGGGAGUUUAUGAGGUCUGUCCUCCUGGAGAGACCAGAAGAUAUUCGGGAAUUUGCCUCCGAAUACUACACUGAUGCGAAACUGCCGUUAAAGAUCCAGAAGAUGCUGAAGGAGAAAGUUUGGAACUGAGUAGGGUCAAUACUCACAAGGGAGCAUGGCCGCCAUGCUGGACACAGGCUCCAAACUCAUGGCACAGCCAGCAGUAUGCUUGUAAUCUGACAGGUGCAAUCAAUUAAAAACCACCACUGUUUGUGAGGUUAA
This is a messenger RNA of Carcharodon carcharias (great white shark), 477 nucleotides long. Its product is annotated as RIIa domain-containing protein 1-like. The record is from RefSeq and is a predicted model, not a curated record. Lineage: Eukaryota; Metazoa; Chordata; Chondrichthyes; Lamniformes; Lamnidae. The coding region runs from base 52 to 345 and encodes 97 amino acids. The transcript is spliced from 4 exons.